Cloeon dipterum is the source of this 1254-nucleotide messenger RNA. It is a transcript of the gene Pex12, whose product is annotated as peroxin 12. Gene Ontology annotation, molecular function: zinc ion binding; ubiquitin-protein transferase activity; protein binding. Gene Ontology annotation, biological process: protein monoubiquitination; protein import into peroxisome matrix. NCBI's taxonomy places the organism in Eukaryota, Metazoa, Arthropoda, Insecta, Ephemeroptera, Baetidae. The coding region runs from base 162 to 1115 and encodes 317 amino acids. Gene Ontology annotation, cellular component: peroxisomal importomer complex; peroxisomal membrane. The transcript is spliced from 8 exons. The record is from RefSeq and is a predicted model, not a curated record.
CUUGCCUUUGUUUACGUUUUCACUGGACCUGCUGCGCGACUCUUUAAAAAGGGAAAGGUGUCCUAAAUUAAUUUAAUUCGCAUGGUUUUGGCCCACUGCCGACCUCGCAUGAUGUGAAGCUUUGAGGGUUUUUGAAAGACAAGAUUUUUUUGCGUGAUUGAAUGGCUGAGCGAGGAGCAUUUUUGACGUCAACGACGGUCAGCCGUCCUUCCUUCUUCGAGGUGUUGGCCCAGGAAAAUUUAGCCAGCACAAUCCACCCUGCCUUAAAAAGGAUAGCCAAUUUCCUAGCUGCAUCGAAUCCCAGAGUCUAUGGCUGGAUAUUACAGUGGUUUGAUGAAAUUUACCUUGUCUUUAAUUACUGUGUGCAAACCCACUACUUGAGAAAUUACGGUGCCUCAUUUGCUGAGACGUUCUACGGCCUUAAAAGAGCGUCUCUAAACAAACCAAACGCAGCUUUCCUGACAACUAAACAGAAAAACCUGUCGCUUGUUGUGAUAGUACUAAUUGACUACGUGAAAAACAAGCUUGCUCUCUUGAUCGAAGAAUGGAAAAACUGCUCAAAUUUGGAGCCUCCCAAGGCACUGUUUUUAAAAUAUUGGGCCAACAUGCAAGUUCUGUGGCGCGCAGUGUUCCUUGCCAACCUGCUCAGCUACAUGAAUGGAGGAACCGACUAUCACUCUCCUCUCAUGAGGUUUGCAGGAGUCGGUUUGAAAAAUGCGGAGGAAGAGACAGAGUUGAGGGACACUAGUAAUUUAAGUAUUUGGAGGAGAGCGAUUGCCCUGAUCGGGCCAGGCCUUGCCAGGUGUCUGGAAAUUAGCGCAUUCACCCUUCAGUUCCUGCAGUGGUGGCACGGCGAUGAUGGCCCCAGGACUAAGCUUGUCGCCCUCCCUGUGCCUUCUGCGCCACCGUUGUUGCCUGGCGGCCAGGAAUAUUCAGGGCUGUGUCCGUUGUGCCUGAGACCAUGGAACAUUGAGACCGUUUUACCAGUUUCUGGGUUUGUUUUCUGCUACAAGUGCAUUUUCCAGCAUUUGAAAGAAACACAGAGAUGUCCUGUCACCAACUAUCCAGCGACAACGGAUGAUUUGCUUCGAAUUUACUCAAUGAGGAACCAUUGAAAUUACAGUUGGGUUUACUUUGUAUGAUUAUUUUUGUACAUCAGGGUUUAUUUUUAUUAAUUCCUUGGUUACUGGGCUCAAGCCAGUGAAACCAUGAUAAAUAAAGCGCAGGAAUAAGAUUAAAAAGCACGCUUUUAAA